This is a messenger RNA of Hermetia illucens (black soldier fly), 1544 nucleotides long. RefSeq names its product nicotinamide/nicotinic acid mononucleotide adenylyltransferase 1 (gene Nmnat). Bases 158 to 1240 code for a protein of 360 amino acids. Lineage: Eukaryota; Metazoa; Arthropoda; Insecta; Diptera; Stratiomyidae. The transcript is spliced from 7 exons. The record is from RefSeq and is a predicted model, not a curated record. Gene Ontology annotation, molecular function: nicotinate-nucleotide adenylyltransferase activity; nicotinamide-nucleotide adenylyltransferase activity. Gene Ontology annotation, biological process: NAD+ biosynthetic process.
ACAGUGACAAAGACAUUUUGACGUUCGGCAUGUCAACAAGUAGUGCUCGGUGCUCUUAUCAGACGGUCCAAUUGUAACACAGUCGAUCAUUCUGAAGGUCGUGACAAGGCUCUCAACGGUUUUCUAUCGACACCAAAAACUAUUCACGAAAAGCGCAAUGCCCGCUCCUCGGAUACUUUUAAUUGCUUGCGGCUCAUUCAGUCCGCCCACUCCAAUGCACCUUCGUAUGUUUGAAAUCGCACGGGACCACUUUCAACAGACUGGGAGCCAUGAAGUAAUCGGGGGAAUAAUGUCCCCCGUGCACGACGGGUACGGGAAAAAGGGUUUGGCGGCGGCCAGACAUCGCUGUGCCAUGGUGAAAUUAGCUCUCCAGUCGUCCUCGUGGAUCCGUUUGUCUGACUGGGAGGUGAGUCAGGACGACUGGUCGCGGACGAUGACGACGUUGAAGUACCACCAGAACUUCGUCAACAAUUACCUGAACGACACAAACGGAACUGUUAAUGAAAUCAUUCCCGGGUGGCUUCCAAGCGGAAUUCGGUCACGCCGAGACACAAUCCAAGUGAAGCUUCUAUGCGGUGCGGACUUGUUGGAAUCGUUUGCGGUCCCCGGUCUUUGGCAGGAGGAAGAUAUUGAAGAAAUUCUAGAAAACCAUGGACUUGUGGUCAUCUCGAGGUAUGGAUCAAACCCCGAGAAGUUCAUCUUCGAAUCCGAUAUCUUAACUCAGUACAGGAAACACAUUCAAAUUGUGACGAAUUGGGUCCCGAAUGAAGUGAGUUCGACGUUGAUUCGCCGACUCCUAGGACGCGGUCAGUCUGUGAAAUAUCUGAUUGACGACCUGGUCAUCGAUUAUGUCUUGAAAAAUGGACUCUACAAUUCCAAUGCGCCUAAGUACAUUUUGUCGCCGAACCAAAACCAACUGAUCGCAAAUCAGAAUUUCCUGAACGACCAAUACGCGACAAUGAUGACAACGACGCGCUCCACACCGACCAGUGAAUGCGAAGUUGACAUGGACCAAGGUGAACUCCUUUCGCCCACAAAAUCAUCCAUGACAGUGAAACUCGACAAUGACCGCACGAAUGUUUUCUGCUGCGGAAAUGAAGGAAUGAAACUCAAGUCGCUGCUUAGUCGGCCUGGUCAGGCGGUUCAGGUGAUCACAACCUCUCCUGAGUCGAGAAGAAAUGAAAACGGUGACGAGGUUAAAAGUAAAAAGCUAAAGAAAUCGUCUGCUUUCGCCGUAUAGGAAUGCGUUUGCUCUAAUUGAUUUUCCAGCUCGCGCUAACGAAGCCAUUUAAUGGUUCAGCUGCAUUCCCUGCUUCCAUUUUGUAAGAACAAGCACGCGCUAAGCCAUGCAUGAACAGUGUAGUAGGAGAAAUAAAAUUCGACAGAAUAAUUGGAUGCAACCUAAUAAAAUUCUCAAAAAUUUGUGAUUUCGUUUUAGCUUAUUUUGUGUUUUAUCUAUAAAAGUAAUGACGCGAUUCGCUUAAUAUUUUUAGAAAAUUUAUUUAUGUAUUGUAAAUAGAUUGGCAAUAAAAACUAAUUUAAUA